Melanotaenia boesemani (Boeseman's rainbowfish) is the source of this 2708-nucleotide messenger RNA. It is a transcript of the gene anapc4, whose product is annotated as anaphase promoting complex subunit 4. Gene Ontology annotation, biological process: protein K11-linked ubiquitination; positive regulation of mitotic metaphase/anaphase transition; anaphase-promoting complex-dependent catabolic process. The record is from RefSeq and is a predicted model, not a curated record. Gene Ontology annotation, cellular component: nuclear periphery; anaphase-promoting complex. Bases 264 to 2681 code for a protein of 805 amino acids. The transcript has 28 exons. NCBI's taxonomy places the organism in Eukaryota, Metazoa, Chordata, Actinopteri, Atheriniformes, Melanotaeniidae. Gene Ontology annotation, molecular function: protein binding.
UUGGUCGAAAAUAAAAUAUGGCGGUCUUCACGUAGUUGCGAAAACAGCAGGGAACAAAGCUUACAUUUUACAUAUUUGUAGUGGAUAUUAGGUCUAGGUAUUGUGUUGUAUAGUUUUCACUUAGGCUGCUAUAAGUUACGAUACAGUGAAAAAUAAUAAUGAGUUUCUUUUCGCAUUAGCUUAGCGUGCUUGCUAACAAACUUGCUAGCAUAACAUUUUGACUGGAGGAAGAUUUUCAUCUGACAGCUUUUCACAUCCACAACAUGCCUGCCUUCCGACAAGUGGGAGAGAAACAACUCCCAAACCCUGUUCUAUGUAUGGCGUGGUCUCCAAAGAGGGAUCUCAUUGCUUUGGCCAAUACAACUGGAGAGUUGCUGCUACAUCGCUUGGCUAGCUUCCAGCGUGUUUGGAGCUUACCACCCAGUGAAUAUACUGGGAGGGAAAUCGCUGCACUCGCCUGGAGACCAGAUGGCAAAAUAUUGGCCUUCAGUCUUGGAGACACAAAGCAGGUGGUCCUCUGUGGUGUUGAGAAAGCGGAGAUCCUCCAUGUGUUUCCAGUGCAAAGUCCUGUAACUUGCAUGCACUGGAUGGAGGUGAUGGAGGAGAGCAGUGUCCUUAGCUCCUUUUAUAACUCAGAGGAUGAAUCCAAACUUUUUCUUCCUAAAUUACCAACACUCCCAAAGAGCUACAGCACAACUUCAAAGAUCUUCAGUGAGGAAAAGUCUGAUGAGAUACUUAAUCUUCUGGGAGAAGUCAGACUGAACGUUCUUGCUCUUGGAGGAGAUAACGGCCUUGUGGAGCUUUACGCAUAUGGGAUGUACAAGAUAGCUACUCUAGGCAGCAUUUCUGGGAUGUGUCGCAGUCUGAGUCUGUCCAGUGAUCUCAAAUCUCUGUCGAUCAUUACGGAGGUCAGGUCUGUUGACAACAACCCAGAGAUCUGUUACAUUCAGCUGGACACAGGAUUGUUGUCAGACUGUCUCCCUGAGGUUACCAGAAUGGCACGCAAGUUCACCCACAUCUCCACCCUGCUGCAGUACCUGCACCUCUCACUUACCUGUAUGUGUGAAGCGUGGGACGACAUCCUCAUGCAGAUGGACCUUCGUCUCACUAAGUUUGUACAGGAAAAAAACACAAGCACCCAAGUUCAAGAUGAGUUCCUGGAGCUUCUGCUGUGGGGACAGUCAAGCCCUGAACUUCAGGCUCUUCUCAUGAACCAGCUGACUGUCAAGGGUCUGAAAAAGCUUGGCCAGUCCAUUGAGUCUUCUUACUCCAGUAUCCAGAAGCUAGUGAUCAGCCACCUGCAGAGUGGCUCUGAGGCUCUGCUGUAUCACCUCAGUGAGGUGAGAGGAAUGUCCUUAUGGAAACAGAAGUUUGAGCCCCUUGGUCUGGAUUCCUCUGCUAUAGAAGGUGCUAUCACUGCUGUGGGCUCCUUCUCUCUCAAAGCCAACGAACUUCUGCAGGUGAUUGACAAGAGUAUGAAAAACUUCAAAGCCUUUUUUCGGUGGCUGUAUGUAGCCAUGUUGAGAAUGUGUGAGGAACAUGUACCACCAGAGCUGAACAAGAUGACUCAGAAGGACAUUGCCUUUGUUGCUGACUUUUUGUCUGAGCAUUUUAGUGAGAAUGAGGAACUCUUUGAUCGUAAAGGGAAGUACUUCAACGUGGAACGAGUUGGUCAGUACCUAAAAGAUGAGGAUGAGGACCUUGUGUCUCCGCCCAGUACUAAGGGGAACCAGUGGCUGAAGUUUUUACAGGAGAGCACACACCUGAAAGAGAGCCCUUUGCUGUUCCCGUCGUUUCCACAAAAAUCUUUACACUUUGUCAAGAGGAUGAUGGAGAAUGUGAUUGAGCACUGUUUACAGAAACCUGCAGAAGUAAUUGGGAAGUCUGUAAAGCAGGCUGUCUUUUUGCCUCUGUACACCGUGCCAGAGAGUUCAGAAAACACUCCACGACUUUUUGAACUUCCAUCUUUGUGGAAUGACAAAAAGGCCAAAAUGCACUGUGUUGUGUUCUGCAUGCCAGAGAUUUCACCAUACAAACUCUACCUGCUACGGAAAGGAACCGACCCAAACAGACACAUACCAAACAUUGUAACGUCAAUUGACCUCAGCCAUCAUCUUGACAAUGCAGACGACGACAGUCCUGAAGCCCAGUCUCACUGUGCUUACAGCUGCCUGGAUGCUCGUUUCUAUGACGAUGAAAUGCUAACAGUGGUUUUGCAAGGAUCGGGGGAGCAGAACAGCAGGCGUGUCCUGGCUCAGCUUCCUCUUGCCUCCAACUUAACAUGUGAGACUGAAUUCAGCUGGGAGCCCAACCUGAGAUUGGACCAGCAGAGCAGUAACAUCCCGUCCCAGGGUCUGGUGUUGGGGAAUCAGUGGCGUGAACUGGAAAACAUGAAGGCACAGUUUCUUGCUGUCAAUGGAAUCCGCAAAGUGGCCUGUGUGCUGAGUGCCAACCUGAGGCACAUACGUGUUUUUGAGAUGGAUGUAGAAGAUGAGGAUGACGAAGGAGCGGACUCCCAGAAUGUGAGCGCUGACCAGGACGGGCUGGAAACUACCGUAACCAGCCAGAACCCGGGAGAGGAGAGCUUAGAGACUGAGGGUGAAGCUGGAGAGCAGGAAGGAGAUGCAUUUAAAAAAAUUGAGGAGCAGCUUGAGUCUGAAGAAGCCCCAGAACUCCUGUAAAAUCCAAAAUAAAAAGAGGAAAAAGCA